AUGCCUUUAUCAGAACUUCAAGCAGAUACUGCGUAUUCUAGUUUUCAUAACCUUCUUCAACAGAGCGAGAAUCUUAUGGGAGGGGUUUUGGUAGGUAACCUACAGGACGCAUUGGUGGAGGUAUUUCCAUAUUUCGCGUCGAGUUUUGGAAGUGUAAGGUGUAGAGCUUUUGGGGUAUAUCAUGAGACCAAUUUUGUGGCAUGGCUUUAUUGCCUUGCCAAAAUUGGUGUUAUCAUCCAACAAGACUACCAGUUCAUUGUAUCGAAAGUAUUCAUUAGAUAUCGGGAGACAAUUGCAAAGUUGAGGACAAUAUUCCGUCCCUUCCCAGCUGUGAGUAUUGAAAUUUUUAAACCCAUCCAUGAUGAAUUCCUCCCCUACCUCUUUGGUUCAUCAGAACUAAUAGGAGAAGAUCCCAAUGGACCUGCAAUUAUUCGGUCGCGUGAUGCAGUGAUGGGUAGGCACAAGAGGUAUUUAUCUUUUCAAUUGGUUAUGGAAAAGACCUCUUGGGAGAAAUUUGAAUUACUGGAAAUCCACUUAACAAUGAGUCGCAUGGAAAGCUGGUCUUCUGUGAAGCAAAUUUUAUUGGAAUUAUAUCAAGAACAGUUUCAGGGAAUUACUGCUCUGAAGAAUUUUCGUUUUGGUUCAUUGAUCGAGUGGCAAGUUAUGGAUGAUGAUGAUGAUGUGGGAGAUCCUGAUCCAUUGGAUGAUGAUGAUGAUGAUGAUGUGGGAGAUCCCGAUCCAUUGGAUGAUGAUGAUGAUGAUGAUGAUGUGGAAGACAAGGACGAGGGUGAGGGUGAGGGUAAUGUGGAUGAUAGUGAAGGGGUGCCUCCUCUAGAAAAACCCCAAUAUUUGACACGGAACCUACAGAAUCUACAGAUUCAGAUGACGAAAUUGAUGAGAAUCCUCCGGAGCGACAAAAUCUUAAUCCAGUGGGGUUGGCCAUGA
Molecule: messenger RNA, 945 nt
Organism: Magnolia sinica
Lineage: Eukaryota; Viridiplantae; Streptophyta; Magnoliopsida; Magnoliales; Magnoliaceae
Exons: 2
Coding region: 1-945 (314 amino acids)
Biological process (GO): mitotic spindle organization
Cellular component (GO): protein phosphatase type 2A complex; cytoplasm; nucleus
Molecular function (GO): protein tyrosine phosphatase activator activity; peptidyl-prolyl cis-trans isomerase activity
Source: RefSeq, a predicted model, not a curated record